Molecule: messenger RNA, 491 nt
Organism: Musa acuminata subsp. malaccensis (wild Malaysian banana)
Lineage: Eukaryota; Viridiplantae; Streptophyta; Magnoliopsida; Zingiberales; Musaceae
Product: metallothionein-like protein type 2
Molecular function (GO): metal ion binding
Source: RefSeq, a predicted model, not a curated record
UCGUGCUCAUAUCUUAGUCGAUCCAACACGUUCUUCACAGUCAAGAAGAGAAGGAGAAAGAUGUCUUGCGGAGGAAACUGCACCUGUGGUUCCAGCUGCAACUGCGGUGGAGGAUGCAAGAUGUAUCCUGACCUGGAAGAGAAGAAGACCACUAUGGCGACCGUGAUCCUUGGGGUUGCACCUGAGAAGGGCCACUUUGAAGGGUUUCAGAUGGCUACUGGGAGUACUGAGAAUGGAGGAUGCAAGUGUGGUGGUGGCUGCAACUGUGAUCCCUGCAACUGCUAAGUGAUCCAAGGAAGGGGAUGGCUUGUCAAACAAUAACGAAGUCCUACAAGGACAGUGUGUGGGUAUGCAUGGAGUGUUACCUGUGUGAUGUGUCUGAGUGCUACAAAUAAAGGCCAUGGUGACUUCUAUGUGUGGCCAUUUGGAAGGUCUUCUUGUACUUGCAUUCCUACUAUAUAUGGUGUUUAUCUUUGCAGGUUAUUACUAGA